Molecule: messenger RNA, 759 nt
Organism: Perca flavescens (yellow perch)
Lineage: Eukaryota; Metazoa; Chordata; Actinopteri; Perciformes; Percidae
Product: homeobox protein vent1-like
Exons: 3
Coding region: 1-759 (252 amino acids)
Molecular function (GO): DNA binding
Source: RefSeq, a predicted model, not a curated record
AUGGUGAAAUACUUUUCUGUGGACUGGCUGGCCCAGAGCCAUCAGCACACCGCGCUGACCAAAGACGAACAAGGAGCUGGCGUGGAUACUGCGCCGACCUGCAGACCUCACAUUCCCUGCAUGGUGCAGCCGCGCCCGCCGGCUUUUGGCAAAGGUUACCUGCAGCCCAAACCCAAAGCAUCCAAGCCCGACGAACACAUGGAGCCAGCGGAGAGAGAGAGCGGGCAGGACUCCAGCCUCAUGUGCUCCCCUUUCCAUCCGACACGCUGCGCCUCGCCAAUUUCAGAAAUCAGCGGCUAUUCCUCCGGGUACGAGAGCGAGGCGGCUUCCUCUGAGGGGAGCGACGUGGAGAAGGACGGAGCGCAGCGGCGUGUGCGCACCAAGUUUACCCCCGAGCAGAUCGGCAAGCUGGAAAAGAUCUUCACCAAGCACAAAUACCUGGAUGCUGGAGAGAGAGUGAAGGCAGCGCAGAAACUGACGCUCACAGAAACUCAGGUGAGGACCUGGUUCCAGAACAGGAGGAUGAAGUUGAAACGGGAGGUGCAGGACUACCUUGCUCCCCCCAUCCAACCGCUGAUGUUCCAGCAUCUGCCCCCGGUGCAGUAUCACCGCGUGGCCGGACAGCGACUCCACUACCCCGCCACCGGCAGGGCCUUUUACCCGCUGCAAGUAGUCCCGCAGCUGGUGAUGCAGCAGCAGCAACAGAUGCCCCCUCACCACCAUCCUCAUGUCAUGAUCCGCAGCCCACACUUCUACUGA